Vombatus ursinus (common wombat) is the source of this 4630-nucleotide messenger RNA. It is a transcript of the gene AVPR1A, whose product is annotated as arginine vasopressin receptor 1A. The record is from RefSeq and is a predicted model, not a curated record. Gene Ontology annotation, biological process: positive regulation of vasoconstriction; G protein-coupled receptor signaling pathway; regulation of systemic arterial blood pressure by vasopressin. The transcript has 2 exons. Gene Ontology annotation, cellular component: membrane. The coding region runs from base 1 to 1263 and encodes 420 amino acids. Lineage: Eukaryota; Metazoa; Chordata; Mammalia; Diprotodontia; Vombatidae. Gene Ontology annotation, molecular function: peptide binding; vasopressin receptor activity.
AUGGGCAGCACGCGUUUCCCUGGUGGGGCUUUGCCCGCCUGGACAGCUGCCACCGGUAACUCCAGUCCUUGGUGGCCUUCGGCCAGCAGCCCCACGGAGGCCCCCAACGCUAGCCUGUAUGUCUCGGGGGGUGACAGUCGCAACGAGGAGCUGGCCAAGCUGGAGAUCACCGUGCUGGCUGCCACUUUCGUGGUGGCUGUGCUGGGCAACAGCAGCGUACUUCUGGCCCUGCACCGCACCCAGCGCAAGACGUCUCGGAUGCACCUCUUCAUCCGCCACCUCAGCCUCGCCGACCUGGCCGUCGCCUUCUUCCAGGUGUUGCCCCAGCUGUGCUGGGACAUCACCUACCGCUUCCGCGGCCCCGACGGCCUGUGCCGCGUCGUCAAGCAUCUGCAGGUCUUCGCCAUGUUCGCCUCGGCGUACAUGCUGGUGGUGAUGACCGCCGACCGCUACAUCGCGGUGUGCCACCCUCUGAAGACUCUGCAGCAACCUGCCCGGCGCUCCCGGGUCAUGAUCACCGCCGCCUGGGCGCUGAGCUUCGUGCUCAGCACGCCCCAGUACUUCAUCUUCUCCAUGAUCGAGGUCAACAACGUCACCAAGGCCCGCGACUGCUGGGCCAACUUCAUCCAGCCCUGGGGGCUCCGCGCCUACGUGACCUGGAUGACCGGGGGCAUCUUCGUGGCCCCGGUCAUCAUCCUGGGCACCUGCUACGGCUUCAUCUGCUAUCACAUCUGGCGGAAUAUCCGCGGCAAGACGUCCACGGUGAAGAGCAAGGAGGAGGAGGAAGCGGCUGUCGGCGCCUUGCGCAAGGGCCUUUUGUCGGCCUCCUGUGUCAGCAGUAUCAAAUCCAUUUCUCGGGCCAAGAUACGCACGGUGAAGAUGACUUUCGUGAUCGUGACAGCCUACAUCGUGUGUUGGGCGCCCUUCUUCGUGGUCCAGAUGUGGUCUGUCUGGGACCAGCAGUCCUCUUGGACAGAUUCUGAAAACCCUGCCAUCACCAUCACGGCUUUACUGGGCUCCCUGAACAGCUGCUGCAACCCCUGGAUUUACAUGUUUUUCAGUGGCCAUCUUCUACAAGACUGUGUACAGAGUUUCCCCUGCUGUCGAAAAAUGAAGCAACCAUUGAGCAAAGAAGAUUCUGAUAGCAUGAGCAGAAAGCAUACUUCCUUCACUAACACCCGAAGCCCCACAAAUAGCACUGACACCUGGAAAGACUCCCCUAAGUCAUCCAAGUCCAUCAGGUUUAUUCCCAUUUCAACCUGACUCCACUAUGCAGUGAGAGUUUUUUGAGUGAUAGUGGAAAACUUCAGGUGGGUGAAGCCAGGCGUCAUUGGAGCAUAAGAAAUGUCUGAAAUACAAGUUAAGUGUACAGUACUGUAUUUCUAGAGAGCUUCUCUCACUGAUGUGAACAAAAGCUGUAAAUAAUUUUGUAGGAACUGUUAUCAAAAACUCACUUUGCUGAAAUAUGGGAAAGUGAUUCCCUCCUGGCAGAAUUGAAGUCAUUUUUCUAAAGGAAAAAAAAUCAUAGUAAAAUACCUCCCUCCACCCAUUCCUCCCUUCCCCCUUCCCACCCCUCUUGGCUUUAUUCUUUUCUAUUUGUUCCCAAAGUAACUAGUGCAUGGUCAGUUUAAUAUAAUAUUCAUUUAAUUUAGAGGCACCACUUUUCCCUGAAAGGAAUUAGAAAAGGCUUCAAAGGAAUCAGUGCUUCAGGCAACUGAGAAUGUCGUCUCUGCUGGCAUGGGAGUAAGUUGAAGACAGAUAUCCUAGGUCCUUCCUAUCAGCCUUAUGCAAAAAUGGAGAAGGUUUAUUUUUACUGCCUUUGUGCAUAGGACCACCACUAUGCAACUUGGGACCAAGAACUAUAGAACUAUGAACAGCUAAAGCCCUAUACCAGGGAAUAAAGCUUACUACAUUAACAUAUUUCAGACACUUUCCCCAGUAGAAAUGGAAAAUGAUGGCCGUCUUGUGGUGUUUUCAUAUAUAAAGAAAUUCCUAAAAAACAUUUUUUUAAAAGUUACAAGAGUAGGGAUUUAGAGCGGGAAAGGAUUUCAGAAGUCAUUGAGUCCAACACCCUGCUUCUUUUUUUUUUUAAACAGAUAAGCAAAAUAUGACCAAGAAAAGUUAAGAGACUUGCCCAAAAUCACUCAGAUACAAAGUGGCAAAACCAAGAUGAUUUGAACCUCAGACCACACACUAAGCACACUUUUUUGUGCACCAAACAGAAACAAAGAGAUUUCUGUAAUGUAUGGGAACCUGGUACUUUUGGUCUUUGCUUUUUUCAAAUAGUAAGGUUCAAAGUUUUUGAAAGAAUAACACAGAAUAUGGAUUUAUUCCCCUGAUACUGAAAUUGCCUUGGCCUUUGCUUUUGGCCCCAGACCCCUCUUGUCAUUUGGCAUUUUCAUAGUACUGGUGCACUCAGAGCCAUACUGUUUAUUUUUGUCCACUAAUAUGGAUGGUUUAGUGUCUGGGCUACCAAAAUUCUAAAAUGCAAAUAUAGCUCUGCUGAUUCAUCGGGAAAAUGUUUCCAAUGGGCAGGAAAAUGAUUCAUUUUGAAGCAAAGUCUUCUGGCUUAAGGUAAGAAAUGCUUACCUUUGGAGACAGGUGAUUUAAAGGCCUAAACCAUCCAUUUAGUUGAUUUCUGAACAAAGGCAAAUUCUAAUUUGGCUUUUUCUGUUUACAUAGCAUCUAUAAUUAGGGGAGCUCAGUGUGCUUUUUAGCCCAUUAUGUUUGCCUCCUACCUUCCUCAUGGAAAUGAUGCCAGGGUUUUAUGAUAUUUACGGUGUUAUGAAACACUGUAAAUACUUCGGGUUCCUUAGAGGAGAUAAUAUUUGCUGUUGACAUUAUUGUUGUAUGUGAACUUGUGUGUUUUGUAUGAGGAAAUCUAUUUUUCCCUCUUUAAAUAUAAGGCACUAGGGCAUAGGGGGCAGGAAGCAUGCCUCUGGGGGAAAAUUGUCAUCUUGCCUCCUCUUCAUUCCCCUGAAAUUCCAAAUCCUUUAUUGUUUUACUCCCAGAGAUGCUGUGUAUUAUGAAAAAAAAAAAAAAAACAGAGGAAGGGAUGUUGCGGGGAGGGGCAGUGAGUGCAAUUUAUGCAUGCCAACCCUUAAGUUAUCACAGUUUGGCUUUCUCAAAGUUAUGACUGUUUCUUUAAAUAGUUGCUUUCAAGCAGGUGGGUGUAUACUUUGAAACUACCCCACAGGUGAGAACACUAUGUAACAAGACCCUAUUCAAACUUCAGUAAAUAUAAAGCCACCAUUUAAAAAUUUUAUUGGAAUUUAAUGCAUUUUGGAGAGAGAGAGAGAAAGAACAAACAUUUACACAAGCAAAAUAAAAUAGAGGAUUAAUAUAUAGCACUUUUCUUGGGAGGGAGCAGUAUAAGCUUUGCUUGAACUAAAUUCCACUCUAUAAUAACAAAGUGAUCUGGGAUCUUUCAAUGUAGGCUCUAUUUUAACACAUUUAUACAUGUAGAUGUAAUACACUCCCUUCCCCUAAACAAGAAAAUCUAAUUUGGAUUCUGCCUUCCAGGAAUAUGAAAGAAAUAAAAGACAUAGGUCAAUUUAUGCAGUAUAGUUCUACUUUUCUCAUGAAGCAAUACCAUAUAAUGGAAAAGUGCUAGACUAAAAGUCUAGAGAUCCCAGUUUUAAUUCUGGACAAGUCAAUCAAGCUCUGUGGUCCUAAGGUUCUUCAGUCAUCUCAAAAGUACUGCCUGGCUGCUCCAUAAUUAUGUGCCAUGAUAAUAACAGCUCACAGCUAUGUAGUGCUGAGAGGUUUAAAAGCAUUUUCUUCACAGCUCUCCUUCUGAGGUCAGUAAUAUAGGUAUGUUCAUCCUCAGUGUGUGUGUGUGUGUGUGUGGGGGUGGGUGAGGGUGUGUACCAAUUCAAACAAGACAGGCAGAGAACAGCAAGCAGAAUAUUAUCACCUAGAGGACUACAAGGUGUCCCAAAAGUCUUAGUGCAGGUUUAAGCUAUUAAGGCUUGAAGCCAUUAAACUAUUAAAGUUUAUAAUAGGAUUAAAACUGCACUAAAAUUUUAGGGACACCCUACAUUAGCUAUUUUCCAAAAAAAAAAAAAAAAAAGAUUCAACAACAUACCCUUUUUGGCCUGAGCAAUUUGCUUGUGAUUGGAGUACAGACUGAAGACUUGGAGGCAAAGAACAAAUUCAUUGUUUUGGUUUGAGGGGGAAGAACAAACAUAUUUGUGAUAUCCAUUUGGACAUGGAGGAUGUGCUAUUUUAUUCACAGGAGGAACCUAUGUUUGGGGACAUUUAUCUAAGGAAACUUUGAAAUAGCUAAAUUAAUAAAUAGUGAGGAGGUAUGGCAUGAUGGAUAGCCUCAGAAUCAGAAAGUCCUGGGUUCAAGGGCCUCUGAUACAUACUGGUCAUGAGACCUUAGGAAAGUCAUCAAACCUCUCAGUGUCCCUGACAAUUGUCCCAAAUUUAGGAGUCAUAGAGAAGGUGUAGAAUUAUAUUUGUAAAGGGAGUUUUCCUCCCCAGGUGAUCCCUGCAAGCCAGGUGGUGCAGUAAAUAGGAUGCUGGGCCUUGAGUCAAGAAGACCUGAGUUCAAAUCUAACCUCAGAAACUUAUGGACCCUGUGACCCAUGUCAGUUUCUUCAACUUAGCACAGUGAUUAGCAUAU